Molecule: messenger RNA, 570 nt
Organism: Necator americanus (New World hookworm)
Lineage: Eukaryota; Metazoa; Nematoda; Chromadorea; Rhabditida; Ancylostomatidae
Exons: 6
Coding region: 1-570 (189 amino acids)
Source: RefSeq, a predicted model, not a curated record
AUGGUUAAAUCUCCUCUUUCUACACCGAUCACCGAUUUUUGCGAGCUCGGACAACGAGCGAUUAAGGUCGAACGAUUCGAAAUCCGUUAUAAAGCUGUGCGACUUAAUUUCGCCUUCACGUGCAAAUGUGUCUCGAAAGUUCCAAACGCGAACGCACCACCACCGAUAGACGCUAAUCUGAUGGCACAACAACAAAUCCAACAACUUCAGGAACAAGUGCGUAAGCAACAAGAAAUCAUCAACAGAGCGAACCAACAGAAGACUGGAUUUGAACAAUUUACACAACUUAUACAGAUAGCAAAUUCCAUGGAAUGCAGCUGUGUGGGUGACAAUUUAGCCACGCGAGAACGGUUCGGUCAACCAUUCGGAGCUAUAGGAACUGGCAAUACAAUGGGCGUACCAGGACUACCAGGUCAACUUCGUGGCGACAGCCUCAGCGCAUUCCCAGGCGCUCAAUUUCUUGACGCUCACCCAGCGACUCCUAUGGACUACGGUCAAAUUCAUGGCGUUCCUCUAACAGUUCCAUUUCAGUCAAGGUUGCAACCGAUUCUUAAACAUCGAUUGUUUUGA